CACAUGCUGCGUGUCUUCAUGCAGGACAACAGCCAGGCCCGCAUCGUCUCCAUCAAGCUGUUGGCGGCAAUCCAGUUGUUUGGCGCCAACCUGGAUGACUAUCUGCAUUUGUUGUUGCCUCCUAUUGUGAAGCUUUUUGAUGCCCCUGAAGUUCCACUGCCAUCUCGAAAGGCAGCACUGGAGACAGUGGACCGCCUGACAGAGUCUCUGGACUUCACUGACUAUGCCUCCCGGAUCAUUCACCCAAUUGUUCGGACACUGGACCAGAGCCCAGAACUGCGCUCCACAGCCAUGGACACACUGUCUUCCCUUGUCUUUCAACUGGGAAAGAAGUACCAAAUUUUCAUCCCAAUGGUGAAUAAAGUCCUGGUGCGACACCGGAUCAACCAUCAGCGCUAUGAUGUUCUCAUCUGCAGAAUUGUCAAGGGAUACACCCUUGCUGAUGAAGAAGAGGACCCUUUGAUUUACCAGCAUCGAAUGCUGAGGAGUGGCCAAGGGGAUGCAUUGGCUAGUGGACCAGUAGAAACAGGACCCAUGAAGAAACUGCACGUCAGCACUAUCAACCUCCAAAAGGCCUGGGGAGCUGCCAGGAGGGUCUCCAAAGAUGACUGGCUGGAAUGGCUGAGACGGUUGAGCCUGGAGCUGCUGAAGGACUCCUCAUCACCUUCCCUGCGUUCAUGCUGGGCUCUAGCACAGGCAUACAAUCCAAUGGCCAGGGAUCUUUUCAAUGCUGCAUUUGUGUCCUGUUGGUCUGAGCUGAAUGAAGACCAGCAGGAUGAGCUCAUCAGAAGUAUUGAGUUGGCCCUCACUUCUCAAGACAUCGCUGAAGUCACACAAACUCUCUUAAACUUGGCCGAAUUCAUGGAACACAGUGACAAGGGCCCCCUGCCACUGAGAGAUGACAAUGGCAUUGUUCUACUGGGUGAGAGAGCUGCCAAGUGCCGAGCUUAUGCCAAAGCAUUACACUACAAAGAACUGGAGUUCCAGAAAGGUCCCACCCCUGCCAUACUCGAGUCCCUCAUCAGCAUUAACAAUAAGCUACAGCAGCCUGAGGCAGCAGCCGGUGUGUUAGAAUAUGCCAUGAAACACUUUGGAGAGCUGGAGAUCCAGGCCACUUGGUAUGAGAAGCUACAUGAGUGGGAGGAUGCUCUUGUUGCCUAUGAUAAAAAGAUGGACACCAACAAGGAUGAUCCGGAACUGAUGCUGGGCCGUAUGCGCUGCCUUGAGGCCUUGGGGGAAUGGGGGCAGCUCCACCAGCAGUGCUGUGAAAAGUGGACCCUGGUUAAUGAUGAGACCCAAGCCAAGAUGGCCCGGAUGGCUGCUGCAGCGGCGUGGGGUUUAGGUCAGUGGGAUAGCAUGGAAGAGUACACCUGUAUGAUACCACGGGACACCCAUGAUGGUGCAUUUUAUAGAGCUGUGCUGGCAUUACAUCAGGACCUCUUCUCCUUGGCACAACAGUGCAUCGACAAGGCCAGGGACUUGCUGGAUGCUGAGUUAACUGCAAUGGCAGGAGAGAGCUACAGUCGGGCAUAUGGGGCCAUGGUUUCUUGCCACAUGCUGUCUGAGCUGGAGGAGGUGAUCCAGUACAAACUUGUCCCUGAGCGACGAGAGAUCAUCCGGCAGAUCUGGUGGGAGAGACUGCAGGGCUGCCAGCGUAUCGUGGAGGACUGGCAGAAAAUCCUCAUGGUGCGGUCCCUUGUGGUCAACCCUCAUGAGGACAUGAGAACCUGGCUCAAAUACGCAAGCCUCUGUGGCAAGAGCGGCAGGCUGGCUCUUGCUCAUAAAACCUUAGUGUUGCUCCUGGGAGUUGAUCCAUCUCGACAACUUGACCAUCCUUUGCCAACAGUUCACCCUCAGGUGACCUAUGCCUACAUGAAAAAUAUGUGGAAGAGUGCUCGCAAGAUCGAUGCCUUCCAACACAUGCAGCACUUUGUUCAGACUAUGCAGCAGCAAGCCCAGCAUGCCAUCGCUACUGAGGACCAGCAGCACAAGCAGGAGCUGCACAAGCUCAUGGCCCGAUGUUUUCUGAAACUUGGGGAGUGGCAGCUGAACCUCCAGGGCAUCAAUGAGAGCACUAUCCCCAAAGUACUGCAGUACUACAGUGCCGCCACAGAGCAUGACCGCAGCUGGUACAAGGCCUGGCAUGCAUGGGCAGUGAUGAACUUUGAAGCUGUGCUACACUACAAACAUCAGAACCAAGCCCGUGAUGAGAAGAAGAAACUACGGCAUGCCAGCGGUGCCAACAUCACCAACACCACCGCUGCCGCCACUACAGCAUCCACUGCUGCCACCACUGCCAGCACAGAGGGCAGCAACAGUGAGAGUGAGGCUGAGAGCACUGAAAACAGCCCCACCCCGUCUCCUCUGCAGAAGAAGGUCACUGAGGAUUUGUCCAAAACCCUCUUGAUGUACACCGUCCCUGCUGUCCAGGGCUUCUUCCGUUCUAUCUCCUUGUCACGAGGCAACAACCUUCAGGAUACACUCAGAGUCCUCACCUUGUGGUUUGAUUAUGGUCACUGGCCAGACGUCAAUGAAGCCCUAGUGGAAGGGGUGAAAGCUAUCCAGAUUGACACUUGGUUACAGGUUAUACCUCAGCUUAUUGCAAGAAUUGAUACACCCAGACCCUUGGUGGGGCGGCUAAUUCACCAGCUUCUUACAGACAUUGGUCGGUACCACCCCCAGGCCCUCAUCUACCCCCUGACAGUGGCUUCCAAGUCUACUACAACAGCCCGGCACAAUGCAGCUAACAAGAUUCUGAAGAACAUGUGUGAGCACAGUAACACCCUGGUUCAACAGGCCAUGAUGGUAAGUGAGGAGCUGAUUCGAGUGGCCAUCCUCUGGCAUGAGAUGUGGCAUGAAGGCCUGGAAGAGGCGUCUCGUCUGUACUUUGGGGAAAGGAAUGUGAAAGGCAUGUUUGAGGUGCUGGAGCCCCUGCAUGCUAUGAUGGAGCGGGGCCCUCAGACACUGAAGGAGACAUCCUUUAAUCAGGCAUAUGGUCGAGAUUUAAUGGAGGCUCAAGAGUGGUGCAGGAAGUACAUGAAAUCAGGGAAUGUCAAGGACCUCACCCAAGCCUGGGACCUCUAUUAUCAUGUGUUCAGACGGAUCUCCAAGCAGCUGCCCCAGCUUACAUCCUUAGAGCUGCAGUAUGUUUCCCCGAAACUUCUGAUGUGCCGGGACCUUGAAUUAGCUGUGCCAGGAACGUAUGACCCCAACCAGCCAGUCAUUCGCAUUCAGUCCAUAGCCCCGUCUUUGCAAGUCAUCACGUCCAAGCAGAGGCCCCGGAAGUUGACCCUCAUGGGCAGCAAUGGGCAUGAAUUUGUUUUCCUGCUGAAAGGCCAUGAAGAUCUGCGGCAGGAUGAGCGAGUGAUGCAGCUCUUCGGCCUAGUCAACACCCUUCUGGCCAAUGACCCAACAUCUCUUCGGAAAAACCUCAGCAUCCAGAGGUACGCCGUCAUCCCUUUGUCCACUAACUCAGGCCUCAUUGGCUGGGUGCCACACUGUGACACACUGCACGCCCUCAUCCGGGACUACAGGGAGAAGAAGAAGAUCCUCCUCAACAUCGAGCACCGCAUCAUGCUGCGGAUGGCUCCAGACUAUGACCAUUUGACCCUGAUGCAGAAGGUAGAAGUGUUUGAACAUGCUGUCAACAAUACAGCUGGAGACGAUCUUGCCAAGCUACUAUGGCUUAAAAGCCCCAGCUCUGAGGUAUGGUUUGACCGAAGAACCAAUUACACCCGCUCUUUAGCGGUCAUGUCAAUGGUUGGAUAUAUUUUGGGUCUAGGAGACAGACACCCAUCCAACCUGAUGCUGGACCGUUUGAGUGGGAAGAUCCUGCACAUCGACUUUGGGGACUGCUUUGAGGUUGCUAUGACCAGAGAGAAAUUUCCAGAGAAGAUUCCAUUCAGACUAACAAGAAUGUUGACCAAUGCUAUGGAGGUUACGGGUCUGGAUGGCAACUACAGAAUCACUUGCCACACAGUGAUGGAAGUGCUUCGGGAGCACAAAGACAGUGUCAUGGCUGUGCUGGAAGCCUUUGUCUAUGACCCCUUGCUGAACUGGAGAUUAAUGGACACGAAUACCAAAGGCAACAAGCGAUCCAGAACGAGAACAGAUUCCUACUCUGCGGGCCAGUCAGUAGAAAUUUUAGACAGUGUGGAACUUGGAGAACCAGCACAUAAGAAAACGGGGACCACAGUGCCAGAAUCUAUUCAUUCUUUCAUUGGAGAUGGUUUGGUGAAACCAGAAGCCCUAAAUAAGAAAGCCAUUCAGAUUAUUAACAGGGUUCGAGACAAGCUCACUGGUCGAGACUUCUCUCAUGAUGAUACCUUGGACGUUCCAACGCAAGUGGAGCUGCUCAUCAAACAAGCAACAUCCCACGAAAACCUCUGCCAAUGCUACAUUGGCUGGUGUCCCUUCUGGUAACAGGAGCCCCAGCAUGCCACAGCAUCUCCUCUGAAGCUUUUGUAUUUUGGUCUGUGCUUCCACUAAACUGAAACCAUGGUCAGAAAGUUCGACUUUGUUAAAUAUUUUUAAAUGUAAAUGAAAAGAACUACUGUAUACUCAAAGUUGGUUUGAACCAGCUUUCUAGCUGCUGUUGAAGAAAAUAGUGUCAGAAACACAGGCUUGAUUUGGUUCCCAGGACAGUGAAACACAGGAAUACUACAUAAAUCAAGUGGUUGAUUUUGGGGAACAGACGAUCCAUAACUUAGAAAUACGGGUGUUGACUUAACUCACAAGAGAACUUAUCAUAAGCACUUGCUGACAAAAGACUGGCCUAGUCCUCCCUUUCAACAUGGGCACAGCAGACUCAGCACAGUGAAGAAGGCUCAGGUUGGGAAAGACAUGGGUCAGGACUACAAAGAAGCAGAAGCAGCCUUCACCCCUCAGCCUAUUCUGUUACCUCACUGGUCCCUGGACAACAGCAGAAGCAUUUGCAGGAUGGGACAAAACGGGUGAAAAUUGUCUUCUGUCUGACCCAGUGAUGCUGCAACUCACCCUUCAACCCAGGACUUGACCCACCAGAAGGGCAGUGUUGAGAAACCUGGCAGCCCAGGGGCCAGUGCUGGCCUUCCUGUGUUAAGUAAGGGCCGAAUGCAUUGUGCUUGGAGCAGGAGCUCGGAACACAAAUUCUAUCGUGGAGGUGCUGAGCACAAAGGGGGCAGGCUCGAGAAAAAGUAAAUGCUCAACUAAAUGCACAAAGUAUAAAGUGUAGCCAUGUCUAGACACCAUGUUGUAUCUGAAUGAUUUUUGUGCCAAUA
This is a messenger RNA of Castor canadensis (American beaver), 5258 nucleotides long. It is a transcript of the gene Mtor, whose product is annotated as mechanistic target of rapamycin kinase. Gene Ontology annotation, cellular component: cytoplasm; TORC2 complex; TORC1 complex. Gene Ontology annotation, biological process: negative regulation of macroautophagy; TORC1 signaling. NCBI's taxonomy places the organism in Eukaryota, Metazoa, Chordata, Mammalia, Rodentia, Castoridae. Gene Ontology annotation, molecular function: protein serine/threonine kinase activity; protein-containing complex binding; protein binding. The record is from RefSeq and is a predicted model, not a curated record.